Messenger RNA from Oncorhynchus mykiss (rainbow trout), 2412 nucleotides. RefSeq names its product TRIM family member 44 (gene trim44). The record is from RefSeq and is a predicted model, not a curated record. Lineage: Eukaryota; Metazoa; Chordata; Actinopteri; Salmoniformes; Salmonidae. Gene Ontology annotation, molecular function: zinc ion binding.
AGUUAAUGGAAAAUGUAUUUAUGUUUCACCAUUGAGUAGGAGGCAGCACUCUAAACACAGACCAAACACUUCUGCUUAUGUGGAGCCUAAGCUCAAUAGCCUCUUAGCUAUAUCUGAGGAGAGCGGUGGAAGAGUUUGUUUCCUCUCCCUCUGAAGCCUUCUAAUCCUGCUCCGUUGUCUGUGUUUGCUAGCGGGCUGCUCCCUCUGCCUUUACGGUUGUCAAGAUAGUUUCUCUCUCCCACUUCUGUGUCUCUCUUUCCGGCUGCCGCUAGAGAACCAGGAAGUAAAGAGAGAAAGGGGGGAGAAAAUAAAUACCCAGCAGCUGAGGAAAACAAGGAAGUGAAUGCAGCCAGAGCUUCAGCUGUGAAGUGAAAGUAGACCAGGGCAGUUUGCAUAAGGAAGUGCUAGCUAGCUAACGUCAACACUGUCUGUGCUCUCCCCAGCAGAGAGUUUAACGAAGAGCGGCAGAAAGAGAACGAGACUGCAGCGCCUGCCUCACAGAAAUACCAGCAGUGAGUACCCAUUUGAACUGAGCUGCCCACUGGUAGGCCUCACAGGGGAAAAGGUGUCCUGCUCAUAGCCCCCUAUUCACCCUACUCAUACCCACCACAAUGACAGACCAAGGGAAACCCUGGAGAGGAAGUGGAGGACCUGAGGAGGAGGAGUUACCACAGAUGGAUGGGUCAUGUGACGCUUGUGAGCCUGACGAGGCCCAGCAGGCAACCCAGGUGUGUUACACCUGCAGCUUCGCCUUCUGCUCUACCCACGCUGAGAAACAUGUCCACAGCACACGACACCUACUGACGCCCUACGACCAGGAAGUGGCGCAGCCCCAGGCCCGGUCCCAACAGCCGGCCAGGGACAGAGACCCAGGGGAGGGGGAGGAAAGGUUUCGAGAGAUUGGGCGUAGGGCAGGGCAAGAGGUGAUGGAAAAUGGGGCAUGCGGUGGGACUGGGGUACAAGAGAACGAGGCGUGUGGAGGAGAGAGAGUCCAAGGGGAGGGGAAAGUUGAUGAUGAAGAUGAUGGUGAUGAAGAGGCGGUGGCAGCCCCAGAGGGGGGUAGUAAGAGGGAGACGGUGACAGUGGAGAGGCUGCGCUGUAAUGAGCAUGGCCAGGAGGGUUCUCUUUACUGCAAGACUGACGAGAAGGUCAUCUGUGUGGUGUGUGCCGUGCAGGGGGAGCACCGCGAGCAUGAGAUCAUCACCUUGCGCGAGGCCUACAUCUGGCAAAAGAGCAGGGAGGGUUAUGACCUGCUGGGCUGCACACAGAACAUGGCUGACCAUAUCAAGACCAAGUGGACCAACCCUGAGAUGUCUACAGAGCAGUUGGAGGCGUAUGUCAACAGUCAGUUUGAUGAGCUCCACCGGCUAGUUCGUCUGGAGGAGAAGAGGACCCUCCACCUAGUGGACCUGAAAGAAGCCUUCCUGACCGCCGCCGCCGCCGAGAAGAUCGCUGAGAUCACCGUCCACACCGAGCGGCUCCAGGAGGAGAUGGCCUGUAUCACGCAGCAGCUGGGCCAGCUGGACCAGGCUGAGGCACAGCCUGGAGCCGGAGUAGCCGCCAUAGCCCAGGGAGGACCAUGCCCCAGACCAGCGCAGCGCGACAUUGAGGCCAGGCCAAGACUCCCAGAGCCGAGACGAGACCCUCAGGACCCCAGGGACUAUGGAGAGGGUGGGUCCAGAUCCUCAAUGGGACACGCCCCCUGACACCAUCUGCCCAAUCACAGAUCACUUCCCACUCCUCUCUUUCCUCCUACUUCUGUCCAGGAGACCAACAAAACCAGAGAGAUUCUCCUCUCCAUGUCUGACGAAAAUGGAGUGAGAAUGAAGAAGGCUGUAACAAAAUGGAUGGCUCUUUCUUUCUGCUUUCAGAACUUUUAAAACUCUGCUAAGUCUUUUUUUUAAAUUGAGGUUCAUGAGUCGAUUGCAAUCUAUUCCCGUCAGGCAAAAUUUUCACACUCAAUCAGAUCCUUGUCUGGUGAGCUGUGCUCAGUGAGGAGUGUAGGUAGAAAAGCUGAGGACCUGCUAAAACCCAGCAGAUGUCAGGAUUGGAUCAUGAAAUUCUGAAUGUGACACGCUGUGCUUUACAUUCAUUUCUUCUAUGUAUUUAGUAAUGACAAGCAGCAUUGACCAAAAAAAAAGCCAGGCAAAAUAAGUUGACAGAACACCUUAGAUCAGAGGAGGAAUAUAGAAUGUACAGGACAAGGUGGGUGUUCCUGUUUUAUACUCUGAAGGGAAAUAUAUCACAAGUGUCUUAAAUCUGCCUUGAUGUAUAAACACAACCUAGUACUUACUAACUGCUCUCCUCUUCUCUUGUUUGUCCUCACCUUCAAAUUAUCUCCCCUCCUUCCUCUUGUGUUUGUCAGAUUCCUCAUCAGAUGAUGCGUUGGCACAUAUUGAUUUCUGAGAGCUG